AAAAUAUCAAGUGAAACGGAGCAAAAGCCGAACGGAUUGAAAUAUUUUACAGAAACGACAGUAGGUGUCGCUGUUUUCGCUUUAUAACCAACAGUGGCGCUUAAUUUUAUUUAAAAUUAGAGCAAGUUGAUCGUUUCUCCGCAGGUGGAGCGCUCGGAUGGAGGCAGAGCCGGAGGACCAGGAGGAGGAAGAGGCGGCUGCCGCCAUGCUGUGGUCCAUCCAGGAGGCUCUGGAGAGGCAGACCCAGCAGAUCGGAGCGUCGGCCUGCGGGGCCACAGCGGUGGUGGACGUCCUGAAGGCCCUCGGAGUGGAUGUUGCGCCGGAAGAAGCCGACCGCUGCGUCCAAACCCGCCUGAGGAGGAACGAGUCUCCUCUGCCAGACUACCUGCUGUCCCGCAGCGAAGCAGCGACCGGUCAUGUUUACCUUCGUCCAGGUGCGACUCACGCUCAGCUGAUCCGAGGCGCUCAGGAGGCCAGCGGCGGGAAGGCCGUCGGCCGCUUCUUCCACCUUUAUCCACGGCGGCGCGUCAGGUUGGUUUCCUGGCUCGCACGCUGGAUCAGGAAGGGCGCCGUUCCCGUGGCGACCAUGAACAUGCAGGUGGCCGUGCCCGACGGCGAGGAGGUGCCCGACGCUUGGCACCAUCAGCUCAUAUUUGGAGUGGCGCCCAGAGCCGUUUUUAUGACCAACCCUUUGGAUGUAGUCGGUGAGGUCGAAGUUCACCAGCGACUCUGCAGCCAGUCGGUGCUGCUGGUUCGUCGGGAAGACGUUCUGCAGAGAUUAACGCCCGACGGUCCGCCGUCCGACCUCUCCCAGAUUCAGUCGGACCCGCGCUGGUGGCAGCUGGACGUCGAGGGUCAAGUGAGGCGGAUGAUGUUAGAGGAAGAGCUGGAGGACGGGCCCAGGACGGCUCACGUCAGCAUCCCCGCGGCGUACAGUUCAGGGGUCACGCUGUUUGCGCUGACGGGUUCAGACGUGGCUCAGCAGCUCCUCAAGGCUCCUGAACUUCCUCUGCUGUGACGAC
This is a messenger RNA of Xiphophorus hellerii (green swordtail), 1022 nucleotides long. RefSeq lists its product as uncharacterized. The transcript has 4 exons. NCBI's taxonomy places the organism in Eukaryota, Metazoa, Chordata, Actinopteri, Cyprinodontiformes, Poeciliidae. Bases 158 to 1018 code for a protein of 286 amino acids. The record is from RefSeq and is a predicted model, not a curated record.